CUCUCUGUCGCCAUGGCCACCGUAGCUGCCCGCCGUCUACUCCGUCCUACCUCCUUCACCGCCUUAUCCAGCGUCCGCCGCUUCCUCUCCUCCGCCGCUUCCCCACCUCCCAACCGUAGCUCCAACACGAACAGCCCCGUCUCCUUCGACUGGUCGGACGAUGACGAGAAUCCCUCCGCACCUCCACCCACAACCCCGGCAAAGAACCCCGCUCUUCCGCCUCCCUACGACCCUUUCAGCAAGAAGCCUGUUGUGGCCGAUCCGGCCGACCCCACCAACCUGCAGGAAAUUUUUCAUCGGAUGCGCACCGAAGGCCUCACUGACUAUGCCAUCAAGAUGUUCGACGGAUUGUCCAAAGACGGUCUCACACAUGAGGCGCUGGCUCUCUUCUCGGUCAUCAAGGACAAGGGCGCCAUGCCCGACGUUGUUGCCCACACCGCCGUCCUUGAGGCCUACGCCAACGCCGGCCCAGGCCACUGGCGUGACGCAGUGCGCACAUACAACCGCAUGCUCUCGACCGGGGUCGCGCCCAACGCGUACACGCUUGCCGUGCUGGUCAAGGGGCUCGGGGCAAGCGACCGGUGCACGGAGGCCGGCAAGUACCUGCUAGACAUGCUUGACCGUGGGAUGCGGCCCAAUGUGGCGACGUGCCUGGCCGCCUUCGAUGCUCAUGUGAGGAUGGAGAAGGUGGAAGAGGGGAAGCUGCUGCUGGAGGAGAUGAAGAAGAAGGGGUUUACGCUUGAUGAGGAGGCAGUGCGCAGCAGCACCGUCAAGCGUGGGCAUGUUUUCAGGGGCGUCAUAAACCUGCUCUUUGGCAAGUGAUAUUGGUAUGCAUCUUUCUUAACAUAGGAGAUGUUGUGCCAAGAAUAGUUGUUGGGUCAUAACUUGUCAGGAUUGUAAUGGAAAUGAAAAUGUCGAUUGUU
This is a messenger RNA of Lolium rigidum, 923 nucleotides long. Its product is annotated as pentatricopeptide repeat-containing protein At4g38150-like. The coding region runs from base 13 to 822 and encodes 269 amino acids. The record is from RefSeq and is a predicted model, not a curated record. NCBI's taxonomy places the organism in Eukaryota, Viridiplantae, Streptophyta, Magnoliopsida, Poales, Poaceae. Gene Ontology annotation, molecular function: protein binding. The transcript has a single exon.